Molecule: messenger RNA, 2475 nt
Organism: Malus domestica (apple)
Lineage: Eukaryota; Viridiplantae; Streptophyta; Magnoliopsida; Rosales; Rosaceae
Source: RefSeq, a predicted model, not a curated record
AGUUAAGGAUCCUUGAGACAAUUUCUCUAAAAUUCAAUCUCUCACUCUCCUGCUAUGUUGUACCAGUUCACCUAGCUCAGUGAGUCGGAGAACGAAUCAGCACAGCAAUGGAGUCGGCUCUGCGAGUUCGAAGCUUGAACGAAGUUCCUUCGGCCGGAGACUUCGCGUCUGGGAUCGAAUCCACGAACGUUCCCGCCGUUUUUAGCGGCUGCGUCAAAGAUUGGAAAGCUUUCUCCAAUUGGAAUCCAUGUAAUGGCGGUCUCGAUUAUUUGCAGGAACGAGUCGGAUUGUGUGUUGUGGAGGCUAUGCUAUCUGAUUCGGCACCUGUCUUCUACGGUGAUAUUAGAAGCCAUGAGAGGGUACCGCUGCCAUUUUCUGCAUUCAUUGGUCUAUGUAAGAAACGCAUGCAUCAUUCAGAGGAUGGUUCCUGUGUUAAAUUAGAUCGGCAUGGGCUACCGGAGGCUUCAUCUGAGUAUGACAGUAAGCCAUAUGAGGAUGCUCCUCACCAAAUCUAUUUAGCACAGGUCCCAAUAAUCAAUACUGAAACUGAAGAGAGGGUUCAACUGGGAUCUUUGAGGGAGGACAUCCAAACGCCUGUAUUUUUGGAGGAUAAAGUACUAGUUGCUAUCAACCUGUGGAUGAACAAUGCUCAAGCUAGAUCAAGCACUCACUAUGAUCCACACCAUAACCUUCUCUGCGUAGUCUCUGGCUGCAAACAAGUGGUUUUGUGGCCUCCUUCAGCAAGUUCUAUGUUAUACCCUAUGCCAAUAUAUGGGGAGGCAUCAAAUCAUAGUUUUGUUCCUUUAGAGAACCCAAACUUUUCAAAUUAUCCAAGAGCACAAUGUUUAAUGGAGCACUCGCAGAAGGUUAUUCUUCAGGCAGGCGACGCACUUUUCAUUCCUGAAGGCUGGUUCCACCAGGUGGACAGUGAUGAUCUAACCAUUGCCGUGAACUUUUGGUGGCGGUCCAAUGUAACGUUAAACAUGUCAGAACACAUGGAUGCAUAUUAUCUGCGCAUAUUAUUAAGAAGACUGAUAGAUAGAGAAAUGGACCGAGUGCUGCCUAUAGCUUCUUUAGCUCAAAUGGAGAACAUGAACAGGCAUACUGGAAUAGUGCUUAAAAAAGGACAGAUAAAUCACAAUGACAACGGUUUGGAUCAGGCAUGUGAGGGAAACGAUCUUAAGGGGAAGGAAGCAGAACAAAGAUUUAUGUCGCAUGCACUGGAACCCCGUGCCGUCCUUGCUCUUCAUGAACUUGUUUCUUUAGUUCAUGGUCAUGUUAAUGCUGCUGAGCAAAGACAACCAGUGCAAUCUGCUUCAACAACUGCUCCUGCAGCUAGUGUGAAUGAUGAACGCAUCAAAGUCGUGAGACUGAGUUCGUUUGGCUUGGAAGAUGAUCCAGUUGCUAAAAUUUUUUGGACUCUUCAUUCCAUCACUUUAAAAAAUGUAUUUCUUGCCAUGGUGGAAAAUUUCCCAAGAACUUUGGAGGCUUUAAUACUGCACUUGCUUUCACCAGUGGGAGCUGAAGUACUUACUCGUAAAUUUGAUAGAAUGGAUCAACUGAUCACUGAGGAAGAACGGGACAGAUUUUACCAGGCUUUCUAUGGGGCAUUUGACGACCAAUUCGCAGCAAUGGAUGCAAUUUUGAAGGGGAAAGAAUUAUUUGCACUCCAGGUAGAUGGGUACGCAAUAAUGUUCGUAAGAAUAAAUUGGGUCGGGGACGAUUCCGGAAAUAAGAUGUUCAUGGGCUCAUCUACCAUAUGAAGUACUAAGAAAAAUAUCUAUUUGGUAUGAUGGUAUGAACUACCAUGAAAAAAUGAUUAACCUAGAAGUUUGCUGUGAAAGAUCAUAAUAAUAGCCAGGCAUGUAUGAGUUGCAAAAGACGGUACAAAUUUGUGAUUGGCAAAAAAUUAGUUAGUCUUGAUCUCAUAGACUGCUACAGUCAAUUCACGUGGUUCCCGGUGGAGACGGCCACUGUGCUGUUACCCUUUAUUUGUUAAGAUUAUCUAGUCUUGACUAGAGCUGGGCAGGGAACAAGGAUCAUAAGUUCGUAACGAGUUCUUUGUUUUGUUUGCAUGCAAGACCUUAGCAUUUCUAGUUUGCAAUUUUACUGUAAAUUUUUCGAUGGGCAGUGAACCUUAUCACGCUAAUAUAUUGGCACUUCAUAUCAUGCUAAUAUUAUUGCCAUGUAAGUUUGCUUAUGUAUUCAAUUCUUCUUGAUUGUUUUGGAUGUAUAAAUUUUCCCUUUAAUUAGAGUUGUACAGCCAGAAUCCCGCUUCAUUUGAGAAAUUUGGGUUCUACUCAUGAAUUAUUCGAUCUUUUCACCUUGGCAACCUUAUUUCCCCCUAUUAAACACCCUUCGUAGACAAUUCGUUGAGAUGCAGCUUUAUUCUUGUCCUACUUGUAUGUGCGGAGUAAAAUGUUACUUGCUGCUCAUUAACAAAUUAACGCACUUUUACACGAUUCAGAAUCCUCG